AUGGGCACAAGAGAACUGGAAGAAAGAGUUGAUGAUCAUGUCUCCAUAAGUAUUGUAGAAAAGUUUGCUAAUUUAUCUAAUCCAUCCUCUGAGUGUUGUAUCUUCAGAAUGUAUGAUCACUUACGAAAUGAAAAUGAGAAAGCUUAUGAACCAUCAAUAGUUGCUAUUGGUCCUUACCAUCAGGGUAAAGCUCACCUACAAGAAAUGGAACUUCACAAAUUACAGUACCUACGAAGGUUUCUGAGUCGAAGAAAUGAGACGAGUGUGAAUAGAUAUGUCAUGGCCAUAAGAGAAUUGGAAGAUAGAGCACGCAAAUGUUAUGUGGAAGAAACCAGUAUCCUUGGCCUUGGCGUUGACUCAGAUCAGUUUGUGGAAAUGAUGCUUCUUGACGGUUUCUUUAUCAUUGAGUUAUUUCGCACGUUUACGAUGUUCUGCAUACUACGUGAAAAUCAACAAAUUUCCCAAUCAGUCCAGCCCGUAGAAGAACUGAGAGAUGAAAUUACCAUAUUUCCAAGCCUUCCAGAUUGUGCAACUACUGACCAUACAGAGUCUUUCUUGACAAAUCUAGUUGCAUUUGAGCUGUGUCCUUCAUAUGAUAAGCCAAAGUACGUUUGUGACUAUAUUGUCUUCAUGGAUCACCUCAUCAAUGCCUCCAAGGAUGUUCGUUUACUUAAUCGUAGUGGAAUUAUUGAAAGUUGGGUGGGUGAUGAUGCAGAGGUUUACUCCAUGUGGCACAAGUUGUUAAAAAUCACCCUAACAGAUCUUAAAAACUUUGGUUACCCUGAAGUUUUCAUUAAUGUAAACAACCAUUGUAAGGGAUGCCGAAACGUGUGGAUGGCAAACUUAAAGCGGAAUUACUUCAACAGUCCAUGGGCAUUGAUUUCAUUUUCGGCUGCUACCAUACUACUGCUGCUUACUGUGGCACAAACUAUCUUUUCCAUUCUUUCUUUUGGCAAAGGCAGCUUUUGA
Camellia sinensis is the source of this 969-nucleotide messenger RNA. NCBI's taxonomy places the organism in Eukaryota, Viridiplantae, Streptophyta, Magnoliopsida, Ericales, Theaceae. The record is from RefSeq and is a predicted model, not a curated record.